AUGGCAGUGGAACUUUCUUUGAAGAAACUGAAAGCACUUUUGAAUGGAAAUAAUUUAGAUUUAAGCAUGCGUCAGUUAGUGAAAAUACCAGUUAAAGCUUUGAGUAAGAUUCAACGUGCGACUCAUUUCGACUUUUCGAAUAACUUGAUAUCUGUAGUGCCAGUAGAGUUUUGCUCUCUAAUACAUGUUACUAAAUUGGAUCUCAGCAAGAAUCAAAUUGUUCAACUUCCUGAAGACUUUGGCAAAUUGAUCAACCUCGUUCAUCUUGACUUGUAUAAGAACAAUAUUAAGGAACUGCCAUUAUCUUUCGGUGAAUUAGUGUCAUUAAAAUGGCUAGAUCUGAAGGAUAAUCCAUUGCGAGCAGAGUUGUCGAAAGCAGCAGGUGAUUGUUCAGAUGACAAGGGUUGCAAACAAGCUGCUAUAAAUGUUGUACAGCUUAUGCAGCAUCGAGCUGCUAGGAAGGACCAACCUCGUGAACAACAAAAUAUGGUCGCAAAAAAAUUUCAGAACAGUGAAAAAACUAUUCAUGAACCAAUCGUUAACAGAGAUAAAAUUAAGAAGAAGAAACAGAAACUUCCAGAAUCGUUAAAUGAGCAAUUAGAAGUAGUGGCCAAGCAAAUUGAACGAAACGGUAACAAACUGCCAUCAAGUAUUUUCAAUAAUUAUUUCUUUGCGGUUUCAUCGUUGAUGGAGUCAUACAUUGAAUCUAUCGGUACGGCUUGGAGAGAACUCGGCGAACAAAAUGAUUUGAUUGCUUCUGCUAAAGGCUAUUUUCAUUCAAUUUAUAUGAAAGUGCUUUCGCUAGCCUUAUUAGUUCACGGUUAUGCAUUAUGUAAGCUUGAAGAUUUCAUGAUUUUUUACAAGCAAUAUGCAGCGGAAACUGUCAAUUAUUUUGUCUACUACAUAUGGCUUCUGUUAAGGAUAUUUGGCUUGAUUUUGGCUGACCUGAUAAUGUUUAUUGGCGGUGAGUUAUGCUUUCAUUGCACAUUUUGA
Molecule: messenger RNA, 993 nt
Organism: Thelazia callipaeda (thelaziosis nematode)
Lineage: Eukaryota; Metazoa; Nematoda; Chromadorea; Rhabditida; Thelaziidae
Source: the annotation of a GenBank genome assembly